Lodderomyces pseudojiufengensis is the source of this 429-nucleotide messenger RNA. RefSeq lists its product as uncharacterized. Bases 1 to 429 code for a protein of 142 amino acids. Lineage: Eukaryota; Fungi; Ascomycota; Pichiomycetes; Serinales; Debaryomycetaceae. The record is from RefSeq and is a predicted model, not a curated record. The transcript has a single exon.
AUGGAAUUCAUGUCAAUAAUCGUAAUUAAUUGGAUUAGACCUUUGUUAGAACAACAUGGUUAUAUGAAUUUGAUUGGUGUAUUUGUUAUCGGUAUAACUACACAAGAAAUUAGUGCCAGCACCACCGUUUCUUUUAUGUGCUACAUCAUCAGUAACAUCAAUCAUUAUUACAGAUGGAGAGAACUUGAUGUUAUGGGAAGAGAAUUCAAAUAUUGCUGUGAAAAUAAUAACAUACAGCAUAUUGCAACCCCAAGUGACGACCCUAUGUCAAACGGAAGGGUUAAAAAUAUAAAUGAAUCAAUUGAGAACAUUAUAGGUGGACUCACUCAUGCUACUUUCAUAGAAUGGGAUUGUAUUUAUAUAAGGCAUUUCAUACUCAUAAUGAGAGGCCGUCAAAAUUUAAUAGAUCAUCCUAUUAUUUGGCAUUAG